Messenger RNA from Phycomyces blakesleeanus NRRL 1555(-), 375 nucleotides. RefSeq lists its product as hypothetical. The transcript has a single exon. Bases 1 to 375 code for a protein of 124 amino acids. The record is from RefSeq and is a predicted model, not a curated record. NCBI's taxonomy places the organism in Eukaryota, Fungi, Mucoromycota, Mucoromycetes, Mucorales, Phycomycetaceae.
AUGGCCUACAAAUCUCGCUUCACUGAACACUUUGAUGUUCCUGCCCAAUGGACCGAUCUCUCACCAUCUACAACAAAUGCCUCUCAUCCUGAAGAUCACCAGCCUUCGCGAAUGGGCUCCUUUGACUCUAUCGGAAAGCCUCCGUCAUUGACCCACACCUCUUCUGGCUCAGCCUUCUCGUCCUCAUCAAACUCAUCAUCCUCUCGCCCAUCUAAUCGAAAUUCAAAUCAGUCCGAUACAGACCUUUCCUCCAGCGAAGACCACCAUUCUAAUCCUAUCAUUAAAUUCAAACGUUUCCUGACCACCAUUGGUCCCAAGAAGUAUCGAUCAAACAAGUCCCGGUCAUCGAAUCCUUCUUCAAAAAACCUCUUUUAA